AUGUCUAAUCAAGACACUAAUCCAAAUAAAUAUAGUGAAUUGCGAAGUACCUAUAAAUACUACAUCGAUUCAUAUAAUGUGCUGUAUCAGUUAAAAACUGAAAAUGAAGGAGAAUUAAACUCAAUUUACAAAAUGAUCAAAACAGAAUUGAUUGAUUCAAAGAAAUACCUUCCUCAAAAUAUAAUCAAAGAUAUUUUAUAUAUGAUUCAUUAUAAUAAUUGUUAUACAAAGUCAUAUUUAACUCUUGCCAAACUCAUAUAUGAUUAUUAUCAUGUCAAAUAUAUCCACGGUAUUAGACAUAUAUCAAAAUUCAUCUUUUAUAAAGAAUAUGGAAUUAAAUUAGACAAAUCUGAUGAUUAUGAAAAAAUUAAUAUCGCAUAUUACGAUAUUCAUUCAGAAAAUACAAUUUACAGAGCGAUUAUGUAUAAUGACAAAGAAAAAUUCAUCACAUUCACUGAAAGUGAAGAAUUUAAUAAAAAUCAAAUACUAUGCUGCAUAAAUUAUCCGUUGGGUUCCAUGCCAGGGUAUUCAUUACUUGAAUUAUGUUGUUAUCAUGGAGCUGUAGACUGUUUCAAGUUAUUAAGAACAAAAUUUAAUUCAGAAAUAACUGAAACAUGUCUGAUAUUUUCAUUUUUAUGA
Trichomonas vaginalis G3 is the source of this 639-nucleotide messenger RNA. RefSeq names its product protein of unknown function (DUF3447). The transcript has a single exon. NCBI's taxonomy places the organism in Eukaryota, Parabasalia, Trichomonadida, Trichomonadidae. Bases 1 to 639 code for a protein of 212 amino acids. The record is from RefSeq and is a predicted model, not a curated record.